UUCUGUUCAAUUUCACCAUUUCUGCUUCCAGCGUGAGAGUGGCAAGUUGACCGAGUGAGAAUCAGCUGUGAUAACCGGUAAAGUCUUGUACAGUUACUUUUUAUAAAUCUUUCUACGUAUUUCACCUUUUGGAAACACUCAUCAUAUCAAAGAUGUCUUGCACAGUACCAGCUGCUCCAGCCCCACCAGCACUCAAGGACCUUCCCAAAGUAGCAGGUGACCUCAAGAGUGAAUUAGAAACAUUCAAAUCAUGUAAUCUUAAAAACGCUGAUACACAAGAAAAAGUGGUUCUACCAUCAGCCGAAGAUGUAGCUCAGGAACGUACCCACAAUGCGCUUAUGGACGGAGUGGAAAAUUUUCAAACGUCUACCCUCAAAAGAACAGACACCAAAGAGAAGAUAGUGUUACCUAAUGCACAAGAUGUGGCUGCUGAGAAAACCGAAAAGGCUCUUAUUGAAGGAAUUGAACGUUUUGAUACUAGCAAGUUGAAACAUACUCUGACACAAGAAAAGAAUCCGUUGCCAGACAAAGAAGCUGUACAACAAGAAAAAACACACCAGACACUACUUAAUGGCGUCGAACAUUUCGAUAAGACUACAAUGAAGCAUACAGAAACAGAGGAAAAAGUAGUUCUUCCCGAUAAAGCAGUUAUCGAACAGGAAAAAGGACAAAGAAACCUCAUCUCUGGCAUUGAAAAUUUCGACAACUCCAAACUGAGACACGCAGAAACUUUGGAAAAGAACCCUUUACCAACUAAGGAAAUUAUCGACCAGGAAAAGAGCGCUUAAGAUAAGUUUUAUUCCUGGGGCUCAACUCAAUGCCAAUUUUUGUAUUAUUUUAUACUUUUAUAUAAUAUUUGAUACCUAUUUAUAUUGUAAGAUAACUAUUUAAGGUCAGAUACAGUUUCGAGAAUUUUUAUUAAACAACAAUAAUCACCAACAUUUUUUUAAUAUUACAAAAAAAUACACAUUUACAACAAUCGUGGAUUUUCCCUAAGACAUCAAUGAUCCAAAAUUUUACCGCAGUUUUGUAAAGAAAAUUGUUGUUGUUUUAUAAAUAAUCUAGCUUUUUAUUUCUUUGAUAUUGUAAUCAUUUGUACUUAUUCUGUUUAGACUUUAUAUCACUAGAUCUAGUUUAUAAAAGAAAUUAAUUUUGCAUGAAUUAUGGUGCUUCAAUAAAUCAUCUAAA
Molecule: messenger RNA, 1188 nt
Organism: Diabrotica balteata
Lineage: Eukaryota; Metazoa; Arthropoda; Insecta; Coleoptera; Chrysomelidae
Source: the annotation of a GenBank genome assembly